Babesia ovata is the source of this 702-nucleotide messenger RNA. Its product is annotated as VAMP YKT61. Gene Ontology annotation, cellular component: Golgi apparatus. The record is from RefSeq and is a predicted model, not a curated record. The transcript is spliced from 5 exons. Gene Ontology annotation, biological process: endoplasmic reticulum to Golgi vesicle-mediated transport. Gene Ontology annotation, molecular function: SNAP receptor activity. Bases 1 to 702 code for a protein of 233 amino acids. NCBI's taxonomy places the organism in Eukaryota, Apicomplexa, Aconoidasida, Piroplasmida, Babesiidae.
AUGUCUGAUUGGUUUGGCAGCGUAGUGAAUUCGUUCAGUGGUUUGACACAGUCGGAAUCAAAGCAAGCAGAGAAACCCUCAAAUGACAAGGAUGGUUGCCAUAUUUACGCAGUGGUUGUCAUGCGGCACUAUGCACAGAAUGAGGCGUGCAGGCUUACCGCGGAGUACGAUUUCUCACCUCUCCCGAUGUAUAUGGCCAAAAUAUCGCGCGAAGUGACCGAUUUGGUCUCUAGGACCACAGCUCAAGAGGCGUUUCCCGAUCAAUCGAAGUGUGUUGACAUGGAGAACAACAUGGGCAUGUUUUAUGUUAAAGCAACAAGCGACCCUCCGCCAAACCAACUAGUUUUUGUGGUUGCAGUUAACAAGUUUUGCACCAGAUAUCAAGCUUUACAGUUUCUUCAGGAGGCUAUGCAUGUUUACAAGAUUAAUGGCGAUGUGUAUCGUGACAAUAUGGGCGAUUCACUGAAAUGCCCAGCUCUACGCUCGUUGAUGUCUCAAUAUAAGGGCAAGCGUGAUGUCCUGGUUGAUGCUCAAUCCAAACUGGACGAGACUAAACAGAUUGUGAUGGACACUCUGGACAAGCUAAUCCAUAGGCAAGGCAACCUGGAUGAACUCAUCGCGAAAAGCCAGGACAUGACCCAAUCUACGGCGAGACUUAUGAGGGACGCAAGACGCCGCAACAGCUGUUGCGCGGCCAUGUGA